Trichosurus vulpecula (common brushtail) is the source of this 2346-nucleotide messenger RNA. It is a transcript of the gene MUSK, whose product is annotated as muscle associated receptor tyrosine kinase. The record is from RefSeq and is a predicted model, not a curated record. Gene Ontology annotation, biological process: multicellular organism development; positive regulation of kinase activity; cell surface receptor protein tyrosine kinase signaling pathway. Gene Ontology annotation, molecular function: protein binding; transmembrane receptor protein tyrosine kinase activity; ATP binding. Gene Ontology annotation, cellular component: signaling receptor complex. The transcript has 15 exons. Bases 1 to 2346 code for a protein of 781 amino acids. NCBI's taxonomy places the organism in Eukaryota, Metazoa, Chordata, Mammalia, Diprotodontia, Phalangeridae.
AUGAGAGAGCCAGUCAACAUUCCACUUGUACACAUCCUUGCCCUGGCUGCCUUCAGCUUGGCCGAAAAACUUCCAAAAGCUCCUAUCAUCACCACUCCUCUUGAAACAGUAGAUGCAUUAGUUGAAGAGGUGGCCACCUUCAUGUGCGCAGUAGAGUCUUAUCCUCAGCCUGAGAUUGCCUGGACUCGUAAUAAAAUUCUCAUUAAACUCUUUGAUACUCGAUACAGUAUUCGAGAGAAUGGGCAGCUUCUAACCAUUCUGAGUGUGGAAGACAGUGAUGAUGGUGUGUACUGCUGCACUGCCAACAAUGGAGUAGGAGUUGCAGCUGAGAGUUGUGGGGCCUUGCAAGUGAAAAUGAAGCCUAAAAUAACACGUCCUCCUAUCAAUGUAAAAAUAAUAGAGGGAUUAAAGGCAGUCUUGCCAUGUACUACAAUGGGCAAUCCCAAGCCUUCAGUAUCAUGGAUCAAAGGAGACACCAUACUCAGGGAAAAUGCCCGAAUUGCGAUUCUUGAAUCUGGGAGUUUAAGGAUUCACAAUGUUCAAAGGGAAGAUGCAGGACAUUACAGAUGUGUGGCCAAGAAUAGCCUCGGAACAGCAUAUUCCAAACUGGUCAUGCUGGAAGUAGAAGAAGCAAGCGAACCUGAGCAAGAUACUAAAGUGUUUGCCAGAAUUCUGCGGGCUCCCGAAUCCCACAAUGUCACCUUUGGCUCCGUAGUGACCCUACGCUGUACUGCAACAGGCAUUCCAGUUCCUACUAUCACAUGGCUUGAAAAUGGAAAUGCUGUGUCUGCUGGGUCCAUUCUAGAAAGUGUGAAAGACCGAGUGAUUGAUUCUCAGCUGCAGCUGUUGAUCACCAAGCCAGGCCUGUUCACUUGCAUAGCUACUAACAAACAUGGGGAGAAAUUCAGUACCGUGAAGGCUGCAGCCACCAUCAGCAUAUCAGCGUGGAGAGAGCACUGCCUGGCUGUAAAGGAUCUAUUCUGCACAAAGGAAUGGUUGACACUGGAAGAAAAAUCCCACAAAGGCCUGUACAAAUCUGGAUUGCAUCUGUUGACUUUGCCUGAAUGCACCAAGCUUCCCAGCAUGCACAGGGAGCCCAUGGCUUGUACAUCAGUGCCACAUUUAGCCUUCUCCCCAUUGGUUACAGUCAAGCCAAGUGCGGACAUUCCAGAUCGGCCUUCCUCCUCAUCUGCGUUUUCACCCACCUACUCGAUGACUGUCAUCAUCGCCAUCAUCUCCAGCUUUGCAGUGAUUGGCUUUCUCACCAUGACUGCUCUCUUUUGCUGCCGCCGAAGGCGAAGACAGUGGAAAAAUAAGAAGAGGGAAUCUGCAACCCCCACACUCACAACUCUCCCUUCUGAGCUCUUGCUGGACAGACUUCACCCCAACCCUAUGUACCAGCGCAUGCCGCUCCUUCUGAACCCCAAACUCCUCAGCCUGGAGUAUCCACGAAAUAAUAUUGAAUAUGUGAGAGAUAUUGGAGAAGGAGCAUUUGGAAGGGUCUUUCAAGCAAGAGCUCCCGGCCUACGACCUUAUGAGCCUUUUACCAUGGUGGCAGUGAAGAUGCUGAAAGAAGAAGCCUCGGCAGACAUGCAGGCGGAUUUCCAGAGGGAGGCGGCCCUCAUGGCAGAGUUUGAUCAUCCAAACAUUGUUAGGCUGCUAGGAGUGUGUGCUGUCGGUAAGCCGAUGUGCUUGCUGUUCGAGUAUAUGGCCUAUGGGGACCUCAACGAGUACCUCCGAAACAUGUCGCCUCGGACAGUGUGCAACCUCAGCCACACUAACUUGGCUACCAGGGUCCGACUGUCCAGCCCAGGACCCCCUCCCCUAUGUUGUGCUGAGCAGCUCUGCAUUGCCAGGCAGGUAGCAGCUGGCAUGGCUUACCUCUCAGAACGCAAGUUUGUCCACCGGGACUUAGCCACCAGGAACUGUCUGGUGGGUAAUAAUAUGGUGGUGAAGAUUGCUGACUUUGGCCUCUCCAGGAACAUCUACUCAGCAGACUACUACAAAGCCAAUGAGAAUGAUGCCAUCCCCAUCCGCUGGAUGCCCCCAGAGUCCAUUUUCUACAACCGCUACACAACAGAGUCUGAUGUCUGGGCCUAUGGGGUGGUCCUCUGGGAGAUAUUCUCCUAUGGCCUGCAGCCCUACUAUGGGAUGGCACAUGAGGAGGUGAUUUUCUAUGUGAGGGAUGGCAACAUCCUCUCCUGCCCCGAGAACUGCCCUCUAGAGCUGUACAACCUGAUGCGUCUCUGUUGGAGCAAGCUGCCUGCCGACAGGCCCAGCUUCACCAGUAUUCACCGCAUUCUACAACGCAUGUGUGAGAGGGCAGAGGCAGCAGUGGGUGUCUGA